Messenger RNA from Diachasmimorpha longicaudata, 5039 nucleotides. RefSeq names its product homeobox protein araucan-like. The transcript has 7 exons. Gene Ontology annotation, biological process: cell development; neuron differentiation; regulation of transcription by RNA polymerase II. The record is from RefSeq and is a predicted model, not a curated record. Lineage: Eukaryota; Metazoa; Arthropoda; Insecta; Hymenoptera; Braconidae. Gene Ontology annotation, molecular function: RNA polymerase II cis-regulatory region sequence-specific DNA binding; DNA-binding transcription factor activity, RNA polymerase II-specific. Bases 576 to 2516 code for a protein of 646 amino acids. Gene Ontology annotation, cellular component: nucleus.
AUGAAGUGGUGUGAGUGGAGUCGAGUCAGUCGUAGACUGGAGAGCCCUGUGAGAGCAGGGGACGGACCCUGUGGUGUUUAAAAAUUCGUAUAAAAAAUAUCAAUAACCUCAAUCCUCGUGAAUAAUCAAUUUUUCAUUGAUUCAAAGUCCCUCCCGGUGUGUGUAAAAUACCAGUGUUUGUUAUGUUAUUACUGCUAUUGUUGAUAAACCAUUCAUCAUCCGGAGUGUGUAAUCUAACUGACAAGGACUGAAUUAAAUAUCAUUGUCUUCGAAUUAGCGGUUUCUUAUCAGAUGUAAUUGAUGAACGUUUCAUGUGUGAUAAUACGACGUGAAAAAUAUUGUGUCAAUUUAAUCACAAUUCGGUAGUAGCAGGUGAAGAGGGAUUAUUCAGCAAUGAAGUCAAGGGGGAUAUGCAAUGGAAGGACAUGAUGACAGUAGAUCGAUGACACUAUCAACAAAUUGGGAUUGAAAUUGAGGUGCACGCGGUGCUCUCAGGGACUCGUGUGAGUGUACUGUGCGUGCUGGUGAGAUUGUGUAUUAAUUUUUUUUUUAUUAUACAACAAACGAGAGAGAUAAUGUCAGCUUACGCCCAAUUCGGAUACUCAUAUCCGUCGGCAUCACAGCUGUUGGUGAGUGGAGGACAACCAACAACAGCUACAUCACCAGCAAUGUCGUCAGGUGGUGCAUUGAGUCCUGGUGCUUUAUCACCAUCGUCAACAGCAACAACGACAACUGGUGCAGCACCAGGUACAUCUGGUGGUGCUACAACGCCGGUUGGUGGUACUGGUUGUUGUGAAAAUGGCAGACCUAUGAUGACAGAUCCUGUAACAGGUCAAACAGUUUGCUCCUGUCAGUAUGAUACUGCUAGACUUGCCCUAGGUGCCUAUCCACGAUUAGCACCAACCGCCACAUCAUAUUCGUCGUAUCCUACGCCCACACCAUCAGCUACGGAUCAGGGGCCCUAUCCUAGCAUUGGAAUGGACAGCUCGGCGUUCUAUUCACCUCUGGGCAAUCCUUAUGGUUUGAAAGAUGCCACGGGAAUGGGAAUGACAGCGGAUAUGAGUGCAGCAUGGGGAACAGCAGCCCUUCAACCAGCUGCCACAGGAUACUAUCCUUAUGAUCCAACGUUGGCGGCUUACGGUUAUGGGGCUGGUUACGAUCUCGCAGCUCGUCGAAAGAACGCAACGAGAGAAUCAACGGCGACCCUAAAAGCCUGGUUAAAUGAACACAAGAAAAAUCCGUAUCCAACGAAGGGUGAAAAAAUUAUGCUCGCUAUUAUAACUAAAAUGACACUCACCCAAGUAUCAACGUGGUUUGCCAAUGCAAGAAGAAGACUCAAGAAGGAAAAUAAAAUGACGUGGGAGCCGAAAAAUAAAACUGAUGAUGAUGAUGAUGCUGUACUCACUGAUUCAGAGGAUAAUAAGGACAAGGAUGACAUGAGCAGUGACAAUCGAGUGGAUAGAGUUGGUGAUGAUGCCAGACGAAGUUUGGAGGAUAAUGAACCCAUGAGGCAUGUGAAGGCUGAACACAUGCAGCAUGAAAAAGAUCUGGAGGACGAUGAUGAUCUAGAUCUCGAGGACGAUCCACGAAGCCGAGAGAUGUCUUUCCACCACAUGCCCCAACACCAUCACAGUCAUCAUCAUCAGGGCUACAUAAAUGAAGAUCAUCUGAAGGACGAGGGUGUUAAAGCUGAUUGUCAAGCUGGUGGUGUACCAAUUCCAGCAACAAAACCGAAAAUUUGGUCACUAGCUGAUACAGCAGCCUGCAAAACCCCACCACCUCCCUCCCACCCACAUCAUCAAGCGUAUCUGAAUCAUCAACAGCACUACAGCCAUCAACCUCAGGGUCAUCCACAACAGACACCCCAGCAUCAUCUCACCAGUCAAUCACAUCAUCAACACUCACAGCAACCCUGGCUGGGCUCCGGGGGUGGCGGUGGUCUUGGUAAUUUUGCCCUACCUUCAGCUGCAUCAAUGAGUCCAUCAUCUGCAGCAACAGCACCUUAUUCCAAUGCUGUAACAAGAUACGGUGGUUUUUUGAGUUCAUCGUCCGGUGGACAACUCCAUUACAAUCCAAAUUCAUCGUCUGGCUCGACAUCAAGUGCAUCAUCAUCAGCAGCUGCGGGGUUUCCCGAGGUUGGGACGGACACGCCACCACAAACACCUCCCAAUAUGAAAGUAACAACACCCAACGGCGUGAUCCAGGGACCACCGGGUGCAUAUUGCCCUGGUGGCAGUACAACGGCCAAUAGCAACGGUACAACGAGUCAUUAUCAAAGUGGUUUGGCAGCUAGUAGUGGUUAUCUAUCCUCAAGUUCUGGCUCAGCAAGCAGUACAUCGUCCUUUGGUGCUCGCUUACAGAGCUCACCCCACAAGGACUUCUCAUCUGGCAAUCAGACAUCCGUCCUUCACCAACAAACGACUGCCAGUCUUCCACCAACGGAGGCAACCACAGCUUUCAAACCCUUCUACAAAGGAUCCCAGUCAAUGGCCAGUGGUUUCGUAUCACCAGUUUAAACCGCUGUCUCUGAAUUCUCAGGUCACUAUCAGCAUUUGCUUGUUAUUCAGAAUAUUCUGAAGGACUGACAAGCGGAUAUUACCGAUCAAUAAUCCAACCGGUGUCCCAUAAACUGUAAUGAAAUAUCCGGGAGAAAAAAGAAAAGUCAUUGGAAUAAGGAGGUACAAGAGAAAAUAAAUAAAAGCGUAGAGUUGAAAAAAAAAAUGAGAGGAAAAACGGAGAUUGUGGUGUGAGAUGAAGCGAAGAGUGCCACGACCUCCGAGCGACCAUAAAUCGUUUGGUAGCUGUUGGAUGCUGAGGCCGACAUACAUCGAGUGAUACUCUAUGGUGGAGGCGAAAGGCUGAAGGGGGAUUAGAAAGGGAGAAGGGGUGGAUAAGAAGAAACCUAGAAAAACCAAGUGCAAAGCGUCUUACGUAUACGUGACAGUGGCAAAGGUGCUGCAGUGCAUUUUCAAGUGACGUAACAAGGGCGAUAGGAGUGGGAGUGAUGAUGGAGGAGGGGGAGGGAAGGGGAGGCUAGAUCAACUUCCUCCGAGGGUUGUUACAUACCUCCUCGUUCGCAUGAGCAAUACGAGAUAUCUAAUGAUGAAAAAUGAUGGAUAAAAAGAAGAUUUAUUGUCGGGCAAAGUGCAAAUAGCACCCGCGACGAGAACUUGGUUUCCAAUCGCUGGGCGGUCGCAAGGAUUAUAAAUAAAUAUAAAUUUUAAUUGAGGAUAUUUCAUUGUGUAUAGAGACUUAAUAAAGGGAUGAAAUUGAAGAAAUAAUCGUACCUUACGACCGCGGCAGCUAUCGCUUUACCUUAACCCUAUUCUACUUAUUAGAGGAUAAAUUAGGGGGAGAGGGAGAGAAAUUUGUGAAACUCCGGAUGAAGAUUGCAAACACAUGGAGAGGAAUAGUUCAAUUACAAUGACGCGAGAGUUUCGUAAUUAUCGGAUGUUUUUUCUCUGAAUUUUUACUGUUAUUCACGUGGACGGAGAGAAAUAUUUAAUAACAAUUACAUAUUUUUUCCGUAAUUCCAGAGGGGAGUGAAGUUGUAAGAAAUUUGAGGGAAUUGUCAUGGAAUUUGUCCCGAGUGUUGCGUAGUUUUUAUCCGAACCGUAUGUGAAAAAUUACGAUACUGUCCCGUAAACCCAGUGAUUUCCCAGUCGAUUUCGUAAUCGAUAAGUAAAUCCCGAGUUCCAUAAUUUUUACUGAAUUUUCCUCUCCGUGAAGAGCGACGAGACAGAUAAAUGAUGAAAAAGUAUAGGGAUGAUAUGUCAUUAUUAACCGCAGUGAGAAAAUGAUAUGAGAAAAAAAAUUUACCGUCACACUUGAUUAAUUGUUUAUCACGAGAGAAGAAGGAUAGGAGAGAGAUGCGAUAUUAAAUUAAAUGUAUUCUAGCCCCGUAGUAGCUUAAGGCAUGUACUCUGAGGGUUGUCGUGGCGCGUCGCCGCCCACGUGGUUUUUCCCCCGCUCCUCGGUAGACACGCUAUGCAUAUAUUAAUAUGGAGUAAAUAUACAUACCAGUGAUUACGAAUGCCCAUGUGAGCCAUAUGGGAAUCAAAGAAGGAGAGAGUGAUAAAGAGAAUAAAAAAAAAAUGAGAAUUUGAAUGAUAACUUUGGAAUGAAGAAUUAAGGGGAAAAUUUAUAUUGAUCAGACAUUGGCGCCCUGCGUUGUAUUCACGCAGUCUCCAGGACAUUUAUCGAUUAGUUUUAAGCUGAAUCAUAUUUAAAAGAGUGUGAGGAUGAAUUUGAUUAAAUGAUUAUUCACUCUUUGCUUAUUUUCUUGAUUUUAUGGGCAAUUUUUUAAAUGCGGUUGGGUAUUUUAUUAUGAAGACAUAUUUUUCUGGUGUUUGUAAAUUAAUGAAAAAUUACUGUGUAAUCAUUCUUGUAAUUUUCGAGAUGAAAUGAAACUUGGAAAAUGUAAAUUAUUGCUUUUUAUAACGAUAAAAAUGAGGGUCGAGAGCAGUGAAAAGUAUAACGAAAAAGUUGAUUUAUUUGUAUCUGUGAUAAACGAAGAAAAAAAAAUUGUAAAAGAUAGUGGUUUAGGUGCUGGUGCAUUCGUUCACUCGUGUAAAUCCUAUGUAUGCAGAAAUCAUCAUUAUAUAAACAGAAUUAGUUAAGAUAUGUUUUUGUAUAUAAUUAGGAGUUUAAUAAAAAUACCACUUGAGCAUACGCGUGGGCGGCAUGGAGGAAAGACCACAAUAGCCUAGACUAGAACUGGAUAACCCUUCAAAUCCAAACUCAAAAAAUACUAAAAUUUGUGAAUAUUAAAUUAUUUAGGACGGGUCUAAGGUACAGCGUUACAAAAGUCUUUGCUCGGUUGUUCGUACGAUUGUAAAUUAAACGAAAUAAAAACAAAAAAUGGCAAAAACUUGAUUGAAAACCUGCGAAAUAAAACCACUGUAAAUAAUUUUGAAUGUGAAUAUAGAUAAAAAUAUAAAUAUAAAAAUAAAAAUUCUAUUAUUAUCGACAUUACAACAUUAUAUUAUUAUUGUCUACUACGAUUAUGAAUUGACAUUAUAUUAAAAAAACGAAGACUA